UAUGGGUGCUGUAGGGGGAUUUUGGGUGAGAUUUGGAGAUGAGAGGGGGUGGGAGAGUUAAGAGGUAGGAUUUUUGGGAGGGAUGAGGGUGAGAGAGGAGGGUGUUUGAGAGAGUGAAUUUUUGGGAGUGAUUUGGUAGUGUUGUGGGGGUUAUUAUGGUGGUUUCGGAAUAUGUAGAGAGGACUUGUAAAUUUGUAUUUUAUUGUUUAUUUUAUUAGAAAUAACGGUUUUGAAGGAAAUCUUUGCAAUAUUUGUAUUCUUAGGAGUAAACAUCCAUAACCCGGAUUUGCUAAUUCAGGAAAACUUGAUUAUCUUGAUUGGUUUUAGGAAAUUUAGCUUCACCCAUGUUUAUUGUUGAAUAACUUUGUAAAUGAGGAUAGUCUUAAAUGUUGGUUUUUAGCGCAAAUAUUAUCCUAAUCUUUGAAUUUGCUUGAUAAUGAUUUAAAAGCAAGGCACAGUUGUUGCCAUUUAGAGUCAAGAGUUAACCUUAAUCUGUAUUGCUUUCAUUAAUUUAACUUUAAAAAAUGUUUUACAUAGAAAGAACAGAACAAUAUCAUGAUAGAGAAAAGAAAAAGAUACAAAAAACCAAAUCCCUCUCACACACAUACAGCCCAGCCUUCUCUCAACACCAUCACCACACUCCGCAUGCGCAAAAGAAGCCCUCACCUUGAAGAAGCUAAGAGAAACCUCAAAAUUGUGCAAGACCUUAACAAGAAUUCCUCUCACAUCCCAAAAUCCACUCUGAAAACCCCUCGCCACAACCCUCGAGUAAAGCACCUGCCUGGAUCUUUCGUCGCUACUAUUAAAAGUAACAGAACAAAAGCUAGCUUUCUUACCCAGAAGACGCCUAAAGCAGUUCAGAAUUAUCCAAAUACUUCAUGGAGACAAGAGCAUCAUUUUUCAAAUAACCCUCAUGCCAAUUUCACCAUGAGGAACCAAAGACUUGACAAACUGCAAGAUCUCUCCCAGUGUGAUGACGUAGCUGAUGAAAAUGUGGAUAAAAGAUCUCUUUCCAGAGUUAACGACAGAAUAGUAAAUAGAGGAUCCAUAACAAACAAGCUGCAUAACAGUUUCGAGAACAUAUUUAAUGCUCCGAGGAAUAGUUUGAAGCAAAAACAGAGCCAUUUCAAGUUGACUUCAGCAAACUUGAUCCAAGUAAACCUGAAUAGCGCGGAGAAAGGUCCUGUGGGUUCCAGACUCCAAGGAAUAGUGUCUAAAAAUUAUUUUCCGCCAAUGCGAGUCAACAACACCAUGUCUAGAAUGGGUGGAAGUUUUACCCAGAGGCUUAGUCAAAGCAAUGGAUCUUAUGAAGCAGACACAGAGCUUAAACAGAAGAAGCUUCUUUAUUUAUCACAAAAACUCAUGAAGCUCAAAAAGAAAAAGCUCAUUAAGGAUCUUAAGCUUCUUUCUCAGAAGAUCUCCCAGAAUAUGAAGGAAAAGAAACAACAGAGGGAAAAGAAAAUACUUCGAUCAAAACUCUCGAAAAACUUUAAAGGAAAGAAGUUCGCUUGUAUUCUUUUCUUACAGAAAGUCUUUAAGAUCUUCUUGAAUCGCAGGACUUUAUCAAGAUCUCCAGUGAUGUCAAUCACCCAGCUCUCAGGCUCUUCAUUCCUUCGGGCUAAAUAUCUAGCGAAGGCAUAUCUUCUUGGUUGGAAGACGAGGAAGUUGCUCAACACAAAUGAAGUCAUGAACUAUAGAAUGAACAUAAAGGAUCUAUGAGAUUUUUAUGACUCUGAUCCUUCCCAGCAGAGGUUUAUCAAAAAGGCCAAGCACGAUUACAUUGAAGCUGUCCAUAAAUCUCUUAGUAAUCCGUCCUGGUGGAAGACAUUUAUUAAAUCCAAGUCUCUACAAGAGAAGCAAGAGAGAGUGCAAAGGAUGAGGGAAAGGAAUAAGCUCCUUAAAGAGCAACGCCUUGAUGUCUCUCCUUCUGACCAUUCUCAAUGGGAUCAUCCGCAAUCUUGAAAAUCUGGAAUGACAGUUGCCUUUGACUUCUCUUCAACCUUCAGCAAACCGAACGAAGAGCCUGCUAAAAUCUCGAUAAAAAGGCAAUCUGAAGUCCUUAAGCAUAAAAAGACUAAUUUCUUGAAAAGAAAAUCAAACCUCAAAUACGAUCCUGCAAAGUCUAUUAGGGAGGAAAAGAACCGGAUUAACAAACUUGUCCUGUCUGAUAAAAACUCAGAUGGAGGAGAGGUUCCUGGCACUAAUAAUUUUGGCAUUUAUACAACCGCUACAGCACUAAAGUUGAGCAGCAGGAUCCAGAAAGAGCAAGCUAGCACAAAAGAAAUAGUAGAUACUUCCAAAGGCUAUAUGGAUCAAAACAAGGCUUCAACAAAUGGUCAUUUUCAGAGCCUCGAGUAUCUUAAAAAGGUCCCAAGAAGAAUAGAUUGCUGGCUGAAUACGAAAUCUGAGAAAACCGAUCAAGAUAUGAGCACCCCUCGAUCUACACAAGAGAUUUGUUUCAGUACUCAACGAUCUUUGAAAGCAGGCAAGACCAAGAAAGGAAAGAUUAAUAAAAAUCUGGGCAUUCUCAAAGAACUUGCAGAAUUCUCGAAGAAGCAUCCGAUCAUUGGCAAGACACCUGAAAAGAGCUUGAAGAUACAACCCAUUAAUAAUGAUUUUAAAAUGAAGAAGAAAGUGGACGAGUUCAGGCUCAGUGGAAACAGCAUGGGUAUGACCAGCGUCAAAACUUCUCAGAUCUUGGUGAAGACGAACUAUGUUACAAGUUCUCCAGUCUCAGUGAAAGAUGCAACACCUUCUCAAGCUAUCCGCUUCAAAAAUGAGUCUGAGUGUCUGAACUUUCUAUUGGACCAUUUUAAACAUAAUCCUCGUGUCGGAAUCCUGAACUCUGAAGAAAAGAUGUGCCUGAAGGCUGAUAAAGAGAGUUUUAACCAGCUAGCAAGUUCAAAGUCACUUCACAAAAUCUAUAAAUUAAUGAACAAGAAAACUUCUAAAUGCAAGAAGAGAUUGGAAGCUGAGCUUGGAAAAUAUAUUGAUAGUCUCAAGAAAGAUUACGCUGCUAUUUUACAAAGAAAAUCUAGGAAGACUCAGAUUAGGGGAAAUCAGAUAUACACUGAGGUAGCAGAAGAGUAUCAAAGCAAUCCAUCAAAAGAAGAGCAAGGAUCAAGCGCCAGAAAGACUCCUAUUAACUCAGAGUAUCUCAUCGAAGCACCAAAGAGCUCCUUAAGAAGUUCAAUGAAGAGUACUAACAAAAAUCUCGAACAAAGCCAAGAAAAACAGUAUAACCUAAGAUUUUCUGUGCACACAAAAUUAUCAAAAAUAUACCCUCGUCUGAACAGGGGUCAACCAGAUCACUCAGCCACAAAGGAAUUGAGGAAAAGGAACUCAUUAUUAUCGAAGCUCAAUUCAGAAGAAUAGAAACACAAUGAAAUUAAGUCCUAAAGAUGAGC
Moneuplotes crassus is the source of this 3407-nucleotide messenger RNA. The record is from the annotation of a GenBank genome assembly. Lineage: Eukaryota; Ciliophora; Spirotrichea; Euplotida; Euplotidae.